GUCAUACCGACUUAAAAACAAGAAAGGAAUAGUGACAUAGUAUAUAUAAAAUUCAAACUCUGAAAAUUCCAUUCCAGACAAAUACCUAAGAAGCUCCGGUGGCAGAUACCUAUACACAUACGUCUAGCGCCCAAUUCAUCCUAUCAUCAUCAAAUUCAAAACAACAAAAGAACACAACUAUCAGGCAGUCCAACACAACAACAAACACGAAACUCAGCACAGAUCAGAAAAGCACAAUUUGGUGUCUAAUUUCGGCCACGCUAAAUUGAAUUUGUCACUCCUAUCAAUACGUGGUUAAAUUUUCGUGGCAAACUUCCGUUUUUGUGGUAGUGUCAACGUAACAUUGACAUUAGCAUAGAUGUUCAUUGUUCAACUUGCCCACAAUUAUUCCCUUAUUAGACACUACUGAGAAACGCACCAUCUAAUAAUUAUGCCAAAGCAACUUGCAUUCAAAUCUCCAUUCCAAAUCAUCAUUCGCCAUAAUCAUCAACCACACUUCCAGGUUCCAGCAUGGACCCUCGCUUACUGGCCAGUCAUUACAUGGUCAAACUCAGCCGCACCCCCAUCACCCAGAUACUAGCACGUGCCAUCCACGCUCACAUUCUUACCUCUGGCUUUAGGCCAUCCACUUUCAUCCUCAACCGUCUCAUUGAUGUGUAUUGCAAGUCUUCAAAUAUUUGUUAUGCCCGCCAACUGUUUGAUGAAAUUCCCAAACCAGAUAUUGCUGCUAGAACCACUCUGGUUGCGGCGUACUCUUCCAUGGGUAACAUAAGGCUUGCUAAGGAGGUGUUUUAUGCCACCCCUUUGAGAAUUAGAGAUACAGUUAGUUAUAAUUCUAUGAUAACUGCUUAUUCACGUAAUCGUGAUGGGCAUUCUGCUGUUAGGCUCUAUAAAGAAAUGAGGGUGGAGGGGUUUGUGCCAGAUCCAUUUACUUUUGCAAGUGUGCUAAGUGCACUUUCGUUGAUAGCGGAUCAGGAGAGACACUGCCAGCAGCUGCAUUGUGAGGUGAUCAAGUGGGGAGUGGCGUGUGUGGUGUCGGUAUGCAAUGCUUUGAUGAGUGCGUAUGUGAAUUGUGCGAGUUCACCAUUGGUGUUGUCUUCAUCGGUGAUGGCUGCUUCUAGGACGUUGUUUGACGAGAUGGAAGAGAGGGAUGAAUUGUCAUGGACCACUAUUGUUGCUGGGUAUGUAAGGAAUGGUGAUCUUUGUGCGGGGCGCAAGCUUCUCGAUGGGAUGACUGAAAAGAUAGUUGUUGUUUGGAAUGCCAUGAUAUCUGGUUAUGUGCAUCAUGGGAUUUAUGAUGAAGCAUUUGAGUUGUUCAGGAAAAUGCAAUCCAUGGGAAUUAAGUUGGACGAGUAUGCUUACACUAGUAUAAUUAGUGCUACUUCUAAUGCUGGAUUGUUCAGGUUAGGAAGACAGGUGCAUGCUUACAUUCUCAGAACAGAGUUACAACCUUCAGAACAUUUUAUUUUGUCGGUAAAUAAUGCCCUAAUUACGUUCUACACUAAACAUGGUAAAUUGGUUGAGGCAAAGGAAAUUUUUAACAAGAUGCCCAUAAGAGAUCUAAUUUCUUGGAAUUCAAUUUUGUCUGCCUGUGUGAAUGCUCGGCACAUUGAGGAAGCUAACUCCAUUUUCAAGGAGAUGCCAGAGAGGAGUCCCCUGGCAUGGACAGUGAUGAUAUCGGGCUUAGCACAAAAUGGUUUUGGAGAAGAAGGUUUAAAGUUAUUCAACCAGAUGAAGUUAGAGGGACUGGAGCCAUGUGAUUAUGCAUAUGCAGGAGCAAUUACGUCGUGUGCUGUUCUUGGAUCAUUAGACAAUGGACAGCAACUGCAUUCUCAGCUACUUCGUUUGGGACAUGACUCAAGCCUCUCUGCCAGCAAUGCAUUGAUUACAAUGUAUGCAAGAUGUGGUCUUGUUGAAGCUGCCUAUGAUGUGUUCCUCACAAUGCCUUAUGUAGAUUCAGUAUCUUGGAAUGCCAUGAUUGCAGCUCUUGCACAACAUGGAAGGGGUGUCGAAGCCAUUCAACUUUAUGAACAGAUGUUGAAGGAAGAAAUAUUACCUGAUAGGAUAACUUUUCUCACAAUUCUUUCUGCUUGUAGCCAUGCAGGUUUGGUCAAAGAGGGGCGUCAUUAUUUUGAUACAAUGUGUACUUCUUAUGGUAUAACCCCAGGAGAGGAUCAUUAUGCUCGUUUGAUUGAUUUAUUAUGUCGUGCCGGUAUGUUGUUAGAAGCAAAGAGUGUAACUGAAUCAAUGCCUUUUGAGCCCGGUGCACCUAUUUGGGAGGCUCUUCUUGCUGGUUGCCGGAUUCACGGGAAUAUUGAUUUAGGAAUUCAAGUUGCUGAGCAACUCUUUGAGCUAAUGCCACAGCAUGAUGGAACCUACAUAAUCCUGUCCAAUAUGUAUGCCACUUUAGGUCAGUGGGAUGAAGUGGCCAGGGUGAGGAAAUUAAUGAAAGAACGAGGGGUGAAGAAGGAACCUGGUUGUAGUUGGAUCGAGGUUGAAAACAUGGUCCAUGUCUUUUUGGUUGAUGAUGCUGUUCAUCCUGAGGUACUAUCAGUGUACAGAUAUCUAGAGCAACUCGUAAUUGAAAUGAGGAAGUUGGGCUAUGUUCCUGAUACGAAGUUUGUAUUACACGAUAUGGAAUCUGAACACAAAGAAUAUGCCUUGUCUACUCAUAGUGAAAAACUUGCUGUUGUUUAUGGAAUUAUGAAACUUUCUCCAGGAGCUCCGAUUCGUGUUUUCAAAAACUUGAGGAUAUGCGGGGAUUGCCAUAAUGCGUUCAAGUUUAUAUCCAGAGUAGUCAAGCGAGAGAUAGUAGUGAGAGAUAGGAAGAGGUUUCACCAUUUUAAAAACGGUGAAUGUUCUUGUGGCAACUACUGGUAACAAAAGGUUCUCUUAUUUGGUUCUCAUCAAUGAUUGCUUUAAUCUCAACACUGGUCAAACAGAUGAAUAUAUAAGUGGAGCAUCUGUUAUCAGGAAUUCAAAUUUGAGAUUGAUAGUAGUCCCCAAAAUGAUCUUGAUCAUGUGUGUGGCAGAAACACCAAGAGCAGAGUAUGGUGGAGGCAUUAUAAUAAAUCCAGCAUUUGAUCACAGCAUAGAUGGUUGGACAGUAUUUGGAAAUGGUGCUAUCGUGGAACGAAUAUCAAAUGCAGGCAAUAGAUUCAUUGUUUCACGCAACAGGACUCAACCAUCAGAUAGUUUCUCCCAGAAGGUCCAACCUAAGAAAGGAAUGCUAUACAGCUUUACUGCUUGGUUUCAGCUCAGUGAAGUAAGUGACACUGUGUGACUGUGUCAGUUAUAUUUAAAAGAAUGCAACCGAGCUGAUUCAAGGAGGCUACACAAUAACAAAGCAUGGAUGCUGGACUCUGCUAAAAGACCAAGAACUCAAAGGUGGAAAUAUGGGCUGAUAGUGUUUCCUUGCAACCAUUCACCAAAGAGCAAUGGAGAUCACAAUAUCACAUCAAGAUGAAAGCACUGAGAGGGUUCGCAAGAUCAAGGUGAGGUUCCAAAUAACACAUAAAAAUGAAAUAGCAUUGGAAGGAGCAAGCGUCUCCAUCAAACAAAGCAAGUCUGAUUUCCCAUUUGGAUGUGGAAUGAACUUUCAUAUCCUCUCAAGCAGCAAUUACCAGAACUGGUUUGCGUCGAGAUUCAAAUAUACAACUUUCACUAGUGCCAUGAAGUGGUAUAGCACAGAGGAAAUUCAAGGCCAAGAGAACGACACCAUAGCGGACGCCAUGAUCAAUUUCACCAAAGAGAAUGGCAUUAGUGUCAGAGGCCAUAACAUUUUCUAGGACAAUGAAAACACGCAGCCUAAAUGGGUCAAGUCCUUCUCUCCUGAUGAGUUUAAGGGAAGCAGCAGAAAAAAGAAUAAAUUCUGUGGUUUCAAGGUCUGAAGGUGAACUCAUGGCAUGGGAUGUGGUGAAUGAGAAUCUCCACUUAAGCUUCUUUGAGGAAAACCUCGGUGAAAAUGCUUCUGCAGAGUAUUUUUCUAAAACUUACCAGCUUGAUCCAAAACCAUUAUUGUUCAUGAAUGAGUAUAACACCAUUGAAUAUAGUGGUGAUACGGCUGCCAGCCCAGCUAAUUAUAUUGCGAAAAUGGCGAAGAUUCGGUCAUUUCAAGAAAUGAAGGAAUAUCAGCAGCAAUAGGGCUGCAAGGCCAUUUCACUGCUGGCCCGCCAAAUCUUGCUUACACGAGAGCUGCCUUGAUGCUUUUGAUACUACUUCACUUCCAAUAUGGCUCACAGAAGUGAGCGUGGAUUCAGAUCCAAAUCAGGGUGGAGUAGCAAUAAUCCAUUCUUCGAUAUGCCAGUUGUCUGGCACCAAUCCUAAUCCUCUCUGCUAAUGGAGUGGUAAGCGGCAAGUUGGAAACAGAGAACGCAUUGCUAAAGGUCUAAGCAGCACACCAAAGCCAUUCUGAAAUGGGAAUUAACAAAAUUUGGUGUCUAUGUUCUUGUUCUUAGCUAGUAUGCAAGUGAAAGGUGAGGUCAAUGAUCUAACAUAUAGCCUCUUUAUUAUGAAGUCUGCUGAACUAUCUGAUUGAAGUUUGAUUCUCUAUACCAAUGAGUUUUUUGCACUUCUCCAAUGGAUUGGCGAAGACUUUGAAUUGCUUGAACCAGUGAUCUACUUCACCCAUGAACUUGGUAUGUCAAGGCUAUGAGAUAUCUGCAGUCCAAAUAGAACAAUGAUUUCCACCGUGAUCAUGAACAUAUACACCACAUGUUGCCGCGGCGGAAUCUGUGACCGUACGAUUGGCGUCGAUUUUCAUCCAUGGUUGAGAAGGAGGAAACCAAGCUAUAUGUAUUAGAUUCACUAGGUGGAACUUGCUCGGUCAAAUCCUUAUUCAAAUCCUUUUUUCAGAUUCACUUUUUGCUUUUGUUGACUUUUGGCCAAUGCUUGAUUCGGAUUUGUUUUUGGCAUUGUCCAUUGCGCCCUGCUUUUGGUGAAGAUGAUUUCCAAGUUUGCUUUGAGAACCCACAUUCUUAGUAAGGAUAAACGAUUUCAGAAUUGACUGGAAAAUGCCAGAGAUUGGGCAAUUAGCCGAAGUAGAUUUUGGGGGACUCCUCUCCCUUUAUGGAUUAGUGAUGGAGGCAACCAGUUUGUGACAACUUUGCUUGAUUCCUUAGUGUUCAAAGACUAAUAAUAGAUCAUUUGUUGAAACAGAACCAUGCAGAAAGUUGAUAGCUAACAUAUCUUUGAAUUUAUUGAUUGAUGGAUUUCUAUGCCAUAAUUAAAUUGAACAGUGUACAUAACCUAAAUUGAUUUCUAAAAUUUCAGUAUAUUAUAUUUUAAAAUUUCAUUUUGUUCAUAAGGCGAUUCUUAUCCUUUAGUUGUUCAUAAUGCUAUAAUUGUUGUCGAAUUUAGAUGAUAAGGUUGACAAAUAAUCAUUUUAGUUGUUUUAAAAGUAAGCCACAAUUUAUAUUUAAGCAUGUCUACUUGAUGAGGAAAACCAAAAUGUUGAUUAAAGGUAGCAUUUGCAAGAAGGGCACUGAAAGAUCCAAAUUUGAGGAUAGCUCAUAGUUAGGCCUUAGCUUUUCCUUUUCAAUUAUGUUAGUAGUUGGUAGCGUUAGGCAUAUAGAUGCUACGGUUUAGAUUUAUGUAUAUUUUAGCUUUCCUUUUAUCCUAUCGCCAAUAAUUUUCAGUUUCUUCAACUAUUUGGCAUUUAUUCAAGUCAUGGUUGUAAACUUUAUGUAUAUUUUAGCUUUAUGUAUUUGCUAACAAGGCAUUCUUUCAUAUAUAAAUAAAACAGUUGGAUGAAGAACAAACCGUUUAGAAAGAGUUCAAAGCUAAAGGACAAGAAAUCUUUUAUUUGAUAAUUCUCAAAUAGUA
This is a messenger RNA of Arachis ipaensis, 5823 nucleotides long. Lineage: Eukaryota; Viridiplantae; Streptophyta; Magnoliopsida; Fabales; Fabaceae. The record is from RefSeq and is a predicted model, not a curated record.